Molecule: messenger RNA, 2442 nt
Organism: Exophiala oligosperma
Lineage: Eukaryota; Fungi; Ascomycota; Eurotiomycetes; Chaetothyriales; Herpotrichiellaceae
Exons: 1
Coding region: 194-2356 (720 amino acids)
Source: RefSeq, a predicted model, not a curated record
UGUGGCUGUUGAAAAGAAGAGAAGACUUUCGUACUCCGUGACUCGUACAUGUUGUCGCUUUUUCACGAUCUUCUCUUCCUCCUCUCCCCACCCUCCCCCGAUCUUCCCUUUUCCAUCUUCUUCAUUCAAACAUUGACAUCAAAGCUUUUCUGAAGUUUGUUGACAUUGACGACUUCUUUAAAAUGACAUCUCAAUGAGUCAAGGUGGAAGUGAUAAUGAUACGACGUCAAGCGACAGCCUGUUAAUGGAGAAGUUCGCGCAAUCUGGCGGGCAAUCUGCCCCAGACUCUGCGUCUCCCCUUACGUGGAGCGACACGAUAUACUCGACGAGUCCUUCCAAGUCUCAACGAACACUUCCGCGAUUAACUACACGCUACAGACAGCCAUGGCGACACUCGGUGUCCACGGCCGCCGCCGACGUCCCAUCCCAGACCGUUCGCGAGUUCAAGCCCAGUCGCCAGCGGAUGCGCCUUUUCAUCAAAGCCAUUUAUCGAUGGGCCAUCACCGCGAUCCUGUGUGGCCUUCUCGCGACCUGCCUGGGAGUGUUUGGCAACCUACUCAAAAUGUCGGUCAGCCAGAUCAAACUUUUCAACGCGCUCAUCGUCCUCUUGUCGCUGUUCCUGGGCAACAACUUGAGCAGCACACUCCGCGAAUUCGCACUCAUGUUCCGCUGGCGGCUCCUGGCGUCCAAGUAUCGCUCGCUCCAAGAAUUCGACCUCAUCAUGUCCUGUGACAGUCUGCGGAAAGUGAUUGGCCUUUUCCGCGCGGCGCACACGCCAGGCCGACUUUUUUUCAGGCUCAACCGCACGCAGUGCCUGUGCGCCCUGUGGCUGGGCAUCAACAUAUGCCUACAAGUCCUCGUGGCGCUACUCGGUUUGACAUACAGUCUCGGCACCUCGAAGCAUCCCGGCGUCAAAUUUGGCCAUCUGAGUGUCGCCAACUUGACCCAGAUCAAUGAUGUCUGGAGCGCCGACAACCCCGAUUUCGCGGCACAGUUGGGUUCCGCCAACAGCUACGGCAUCCAAGGGCAAGACUACCUUUUUGUCAACGGACCAGUCCCCGGACAAACCGGCCCCUGGGUAUUUGGCAAACCAAGCACACCGACCGUUUACGGCAACGGCGCGAAAUGGGAUUCGAUGACAUAUGCGUUUCAAGAUUCAAACCCGACCAACGUCGACAUCACGCUCAUCUCCCACCGAACAGUCACGAUCGAGGCGCACUGCGCCCCCCUCGAGCUCGUCGACGUGUCCGACCUCGAGGCGAAGAGCCUCGGCGACGACACCGGCACCGAGACCAUCCAGUACCGCGACGAGCGCGGCGCCCUGAGAUUUCUCGACCUACCACCGGGCGAACCUGGAGCCAUGACCUACGUCGGCGUCCUCGGAGCGACGUGCGGGCCACGGUGCACGCAGGUCAUGGCACUCCAAAACGCCAGCUCGCCGCACAUCCCCAAGGCCUCGUUCUACACGUGCAACAGCACCCUGUACCCCGUGGAGGGGGUGCAGGAUUACUUGUUCCCGGGCACGAACCAAACGGAAUCCACGUUCCAGAUCCACGACGAGCAGGCUCGCAUCGUGGCGGGGGCCGUGGGCUGGUCCAUCUCGGGCAUCCGCUUCACCCAGCAGGGCCACGACGACAACACCACCGGGCUCGCGUACGAGGUCUCCCGCUACACCCUCUCGUCUUACUGGAGCCCCAACAGCGCCUCGUCGGCCUACUGGGUCGAGCAGAGGCUCAUGGAGUACGCCAUCGAGGCCGUCGCCGCCAUGGACUACAACGGGCCCCAGCAGAACGUGACCGGUUGGUACCCGGUGCUGGCCCAGUCGGUGACGGUCGAGUGGGUGUGGGCCGGGGCCAUCCUGGCCCUCGUUCCCGUCUUACAGUUGCUCGCCUCGGUCGGCAUCAUCAUAUGGUCCAACACGGCCAUCAUCCGUGACGAGAGCGCCCUCAGCACCGCCCGCCUGCUCCGACCCGUGGUCGAGGGCCUGGGCGGUAAAGGUUGUCUCUUGUCCGGGGAGGAAAUCGCCCACAUGUUCCCCGGGGUCAAGGUCAAGUACGGCUGGAGGGAACCCGAGGACCUGACCUUUCGAAACGAGAUCGACGACACCAGGACUGUCAGGCACGUGGACAUCCUCCAGGAACAGGACGGCUACAGCACUCAAGGUCCGAUGCCUGCCGGGUUCUACGAUGGUGAGCCGUCGGACCGAGAGGACGACGAGGAUGACGAUGACGAUUAUGAUUACAACGACAACCACAUGAAAUGCAAUUUGUUGAAAUGUGAAAAGACUGGGUCACGGUACAGAUAUGAUAGACUUGCGAGAAGAAGACGAGGAGGAAAAAGAAGGAUGAGUAUAUAAAAUUACACUCAUGGAGCUAUUUGGAUUAGCUCCUUUAACACAUAUAGAUGAAAAAACAAAUGUCAAAAAUAUUUAAUAUCAAAUAA